Messenger RNA from Diplodia corticola, 1854 nucleotides. RefSeq names its product telomere-binding alpha subunit central domain-containing protein. NCBI's taxonomy places the organism in Eukaryota, Fungi, Ascomycota, Dothideomycetes, Botryosphaeriales, Botryosphaeriaceae. The coding region runs from base 1 to 1854 and encodes 617 amino acids. The transcript is spliced from 5 exons. The record is from RefSeq and is a predicted model, not a curated record. Gene Ontology annotation, molecular function: telomerase inhibitor activity; G-rich strand telomeric DNA binding. Gene Ontology annotation, cellular component: chromosome, telomeric region; nuclear telomere cap complex. Gene Ontology annotation, biological process: regulation of telomere maintenance via telomerase; telomere capping.
AUGCCGCUGGGAGCUCCCGUGAGGGAGCUUGACGGCUUCCUCACAGUCGAGCAAGCGAUUGCACGCCCAAGAGACGCGUUUGUGAAUGUCAUUGGCGUCGUCAGCGACAUCCUGCCAGUAAAACCUUCCAGAGGAUCCGACAUGCAAUUCGCAAUCCAGCUACAGGACCAGUCCGUCACCGCCAAGCUUGGCGAGGGCCGGAGUGUCCGAGUCAAAUGGUUUCUCAGGCAUGGGGAACAGGCCCCAAAAAUAGAGACGGUUGGCGACACGGUCAUUCUGCGAAAGUUCAAGGUCAGCUGUUACGCCAACACGCCCCUCUUGAUGCGGCACUUCACCAGCGAGUGUAUAGCAUUUCGCUCGAGUGCCAUGCCCGACCCUCACUUCAAUGACUCCUAUGCCUCAGGCCAAAUGCUGCACUAUUCAUCCAUGCCACAGCACGCCAAACCACCCACCCCCGAACAACAAGUAUGGGCUAUCUCGCUCCGACAUUCCCUGUGCUCAAAUUCAACCGUGAAAACAGGCUCUAUCGUGCAGGCGCCCUCCAAGCAGCCUAUUGAGAAAUUCAAUCUCAUCAAAAAUGUUGGCCCUGGGCAGUUUGUCGAUAUAGUGGUCGAGGUGGUCAGAAUGUACCAGCAUGCCGGCGAGAUCUAUGUCACGGACUAUACGGAGAACAACCUCCUUUACCGGUACAACCAUCCCAACGAAAAUCUGGAUAUCGACAUGGGUAGGGACGGUGAUGCAUAUGACUACACUGGACAGACCCGCCGGAAAGAGUGGCCAGGGCCAUUCGGACAAAUGACUCUACAGGUGAAGCUCUGGGAACCCCACGGUACUUUUGCCUUCAACAGAAUCAGAGAAGGCGAGAUUGUUGAAUUGAAGAACGUUCACAUCAAGAUGGACAGCUCAGGCACGAAGAUCGAGGGUGCGCUGCAUGGGGACAGGCAAUAUCCAGACCGCAUAAAUGUCAUCUCUAUGCGACACAGACAGUGGGACCCGCGGGUCUGUGCAUUGGAGGGCCGUAAGGAGACCCACAUGCAGGCGACGGUGAGUCGAGAGCAACGAGGCCCGGAAAAGCAACAAACACGCAAGGAGAAACGGAAGGAGAAGAAGGCAAAUUUGAGAAAGAGGAACCGAGAAGCGGCACUAACAGAGGAGCCUGUGAGUGAUUCAGACCACGUCGGACUCAACCCUCACGUGAAAUGCGAGAGGCCUCAAGAUCCAACGACACGGUUGACUGACAUCGAGAACAACGAGCGACGUAUGUAUAGGACGCCCAAUGGGGUGGACUGCGAUCUGCCCUUUGUGAAUGCGAUGUACAAAGCUCGGGUUCGCGUCGUGGAUUUCUGGCCGGACAAUCUAGAAGAUUUCUCAGAAUCGCUGGAUGACCCCGGGUUCAAUGACGUCAGCGAGGAAAAUCCAACCCAAAGCUCAACGACUUAUACAGCACUCUCAACCGGUACCCCACGCUGGGAAUGGCAUUUCUUCUUGUUGGUGGAAGACGCAAGGCAGCCACCAGGAUCCAAGAGCCCUGUUAGGAUACCGCUCCUAGUGUCCCACAAAGAUGCGGAAUGCCUUCUUUGUCUUGAUGCCGUGGACCUACGGAAGGAUGAGAAGACGCUUUCUCAGCUUCGAAACAAGCUUUUCAUCCUAUGGGGAGAUCUAGAGGAGCUUAAAUCCGAAGGAAAAGAUCCGCUUGACGAGGCUGUCGCAAAGCAGCAUUCAAGUAGAGCAUUUGAUUGCUGUGUCAAGGAGACGGGUACGACGAUAAAGCCCGAGCCUGCAAUGGCAGGAGCAAAAACGGAGCCCAGCUACCAAAGGAUCUACCACAUCCACGGUACUACUAUUCACGGUUAA